UUCUUUCUAUACUUGUAGUAUUUCCAUUGGGGGCGGUGGCGGUAAUUGCAGUGUCGAAACACCUUUGCUAGAAUUUUUUCCAUUUUCGUUUACAACAAAAUUUGUUUGAUAAAUCCCAAAAAUUUCUUUGUUAAAUUGUGCAAAUAAAUAUAAACUUUUCAACAAUUUAACUUAAUAAACAACAAUCUUGAGAUUAAAAAAAAACUUUAAUUAAAAACUAUCCACCCACAUAUAAAAAAGCAAAGUAGAUCAUGUAAAAGAAAAAAGAAAAAAGAAGCAAAGAAAAGAUAGACGACGACUUCUCUCUGCUGUGCUCCAUCGUCAUUGUUCUUCGAUUUCUGUGCCUGUCGUCGUUCAUUCGUUUUUCGUCCCCGUUUUUGUAUUUUUUUUUUUUUUGAUGAGACCCUUGUGUAGAUGUGCGUGCACUUAAAAUGGCUGAGUGUCUGCAACCCAAAAUGUGCACUUCGACAAUAAUUAAAUAGUUGAAAAUACGAAAAAAAUAAAUUUUGUAUUUGUAAAAUAAUAUUUUGUAUGAAUUUUUUUUAACAAAAGAAAAGACUUGAGAAAAUAAAAGAAAAAGAAAAACUAUUUUGUUUAUGUUUUGUAAAGUGAGCUCUGAAAUUCAUUUAUGUAGCUUUUUUUUUUGGAUGAUUCCUUGAUUUUCUUCAUCUUGAAAGAAGAAUAAGUUUUUUUUUUGGUGCAGCCCCAAAACCUAUAAAGAAGAAUCACUGUGAAAAGAAAACGCAUUCGCAUUUCUUUUGUCGACUAGAGGAGCACCUACUAUGGAUUGCAGCUUUACGGACUAUGAUUCGAUUGCUAAUUACCUCAACGAAUCCCAAAACCGUUGGAGGAAAUUUUAUACAAAUCUUGCAAGAGAGUGACAUUUGACCGAAAGACAUUUAACAGAAUACAAAACCACAGAAUCAAUCUACAACACACAUUAAUCGAACAACAAGAACAACCAACAAAUACAUUAAUGCAGUCUUGUAUUGAACGUGGUGUACGAACAUACUACAUCCAAUCGCUGAACAGAAUCAAGUCAAUUCACAAAACUUGGGUACUGUUCUUUGUUGUCCGUGUAGCGUUCUAGACCUACCCGAACCGUUAUCUGUAUUAUCUUCGCUUAAGAACAAAGAGGGUGAAACAAACUUAACAACAUCCACAACAACAUCAACAGCAGCAACAACAUCACCAGCUGGGGUUGUUAAACUAAGACGAAAAGGGGAUAAAAUUGUUGAUCGCAGCAGUGCUUAUAGAUUUUCAAUGGCUAAUCUUGAGGAAUCACACGAAUCGGAAUUGGAUGCCAUCUUGGGAGAAUUGAGUCUCUUGGAACAAGCUGGAAGUAUUUGUGGCAGCAAUGAUAGUCGACUUGGGCGCACCCAUAGUCGAUCAAAUUCGACAAUUUCAGGUGCAACAAAUUCAUCGAUCUCAUAUUCGUCAGAGAGCAACACCAGCUCGGAUGGGAUGAGUGGUCGAGAAACUCGCACCGAAAGUCCAGACAAUGAUUCGGCAUUCAGUGAUACGGUUUCGUUGUUGUCGAGUGAAUCUUCGGCAUCGAGCAAUAUUAGCUCGGCACUCAAUCAUCACAAGCAAAUUCUUUUGGCUGAAAAUGAUCAAGAGGUUCAGUUGCGUGAUAAGAGUAAAGCGGCCAAAAUUCAACUGGCGCUUCAUAAACUAGAACACGCAUCAAUAAGACGGUUGUUUGUGAAAGCCUUCACAGCAGAUGGGGCAUCCAAAUCGUUGUUGGUGGAUGAACGUAUGACAUGUGGUCAUGUUACUCGUCUAUUAGCAGAUAAGAAUCAUGUAAAAAUGCAAACACAUUGGGCUUUGGUUGAGAAUUUAAGUGAUCUUCAAAUGGAGCGUCUAUUCGAAGACCACGAACUAUUAGUUGACAACUUAAUGACUUGGAAUUCAGAUUCAAAGAACAAAGUAAUGUUCCUUCAAAGACCUGACAAAAUUGCCCUAUUCAAUAUGCCAGAGAAGUUUUUACCUGGAACUCAGAUGGCUCCAGGCAGCGAACACGACGAACAAACACGAACUAUGCUUUUAGAAGAAUUUUUCGAAUCAAGUGGCCAGCACAUCCAACUGGAUGGUUUAUUAUACAUGAAAAAUGAUUCCAAAAAAGGAUGGAAACGUUAUCACUUUGUGCUACGCACAUCGGGAAUUUAUUACUUUCCCAAAGAGAAAACUAAAUCACCACGCGAUUUGAUGUGUCUUACACUCCUAACGGGCUACAAUGUUUAUCGAGGUCUCGGUUGGAAAAAGAAAUUCAAAUCACCUACAGAAUAUGCAUUUGGUCUGAAAUCCUCAAUUGACUCAUCACCCGGUAAGACAUGUAGAUCAUUGAAAAUGUUAUGCGCCGAAGAUUCGGAAACAAUGGAAAAAUGGGUAACUGCCAUUCGAAUUGCCAAAUAUGGCAAACAACUAUGGGAGAAUCAUAAAACACUUCUAGACGAAAUUAAUAGAACUGACUUGAAUAAUUUCUCAUCAAGCAAUAGAAGCGAUUCCAUAAUAAGUAUAGCAUCGACAGUUCCUUCGCAGUCGGGUAGCAAUAUCAGUGUUCCUUCUUCAAUCUCUAGUGGACGACUAUCAAGAGCUUCAAGCUCCAGUUCCAGUGGAUGUCUAUCAGACGAUAAUAAUGGUUUUGAUUCCGAAUUCACAACGGGCACCAUCAAGCGAAAGCCUUCGAUGAAGCCAAAUCUCCCCCUAACUACUAUGACUCGUCAACUGAAGGAAGUUGGUGAGAUAACUAUUUGCGAAUCGAUUUGCUCCACAUCACCAGAAAAUAGUGGAACUCUAACGCGUCAUCAUGUACGACGACGCAGUGAGGAAAGCAGUGGCAGUGGUACUCUCAAAAGAAGACAACACAAUUCGAAACGUUGCUCGAUGGAGAGCAUGAACUCUUCGAAUAAUUCCACUCCGACGCCUACACCUAGCGUUCCCAGUACUCCAAUAUCGGUGAACGAUAUGAACUUUGUUCCUAAUAUGAAUACAACUGAUCAGAUGUCAGAUAAAAUUCCAGACUCCACAUUAACACUGCCUCCACCACCACCACUGGAUGCUGUAGACGCUCGAAUGACAUCUUCAACGUUGUCACUCGACUCACUGCCACCACCACCUCCUCCAAACGAACUUAUGACUGAUUUCUAUGGCUCGCAGGUAUCUUUGGUCAACUUACCACCACCACCUCCACCACAGGAACUCAAGCCCGAUUAUAUGUCAAACAAAAAUAAACAACAACAACUCCAGGCAGAAAAUACAUAUUCAAUUUUGAAAGGUAACGAUAUUAACAACAUGUACCAAUCGCCAGUUUCUGUAGGCACCGGAUCGUGUGUGAAAUCGGUAAAGGCGGCUAUUAAAGCGCCUCCUUAUAAAGCGCCGCCAGCUUAUACUGGAGGUCAACCUCCAACAACUAAGCAAAAUACUAACACAAUGCCGAAAACAGUGUCAUUUGCUGAUUCUCCUGUUUUGCUAAGGCGAAAGGUUUGUUUCGUAGAACCGCCACAAGUUGUGCAAUUUCCACCAGUACGGCCUAGCCUAGUUCCACGUGAAGUGGGAGUGCCAUUGCCUCCACCUAGAGCUGAAGCUACACGACUUUCGAUGAAUGCGGCAGUGUCAUCUCCCAAGCGUCUGGUUGAUUCAACUGCAAACCCACCUAGGGACUUCUUAAAAGAUUUGCAACGCGUCAUGCGUAAGAAAUGGCAAGUUGCUCAAAAAUGCAAACUCGAACCUUCGACCACGCCUCACGAGGUCCUUGGUUUUCGAGAUUUCCCCGAAGAAUUUGGUGGUGGCAACUCGCAUUACUAUCGUGAAACUGCAAAUGUAAGCAACUGGGUACAGGAACACUACGGUUCAGGAGCUGACUAUGCGCUCUAUGAGAAUGUCAAUAACGAUAGUCACAAUAUACCCGAACAGUUCCCCAUAUCUUCCCCAUCCAUACUCACUCCCAUCAAGAAACGACCCCCUCCGCCCCCGCCAAAACGUAGUGAAUCAACUCAUUUGACUCAUCGAAUAUAAAAGAUGGGGGGGCACCACUACGGUUUUCUUUUUUAUAUAUCAAAUAUGAACAAAACAACAACUCUGUGGAGCGCACAAAUAAAAUUUGCGACAAACAAUUAUUGAACUAUUACCCCCGCGACAAAGACAAGAUACAAGAACGAACAAACUGGAGCAGCUCUACUCGAUCUUUCCUAUUACAAUCAAUAAAUACAAAUAAUUUAAUCGAUUACUCACGCUCUAUCUGAAGCUCUCAAUAGAUACAUAUACAUUUUUUUUUAAAUAUAUGUAAUUUUCUUUCAAACAUAAUAUUCUAUCCAAGGUACAGCGGGGAAUGUGCAAAUACAAAAUAUUUUAUUUUGUUUUUAUUUUACGUUGUUUAUAUAAUACACUUUAAAACGGAGGUUGGUGGUUACUCUUAUAUUCUUAUCAAAAGAAUACUUUUUUUAGCGUCAAAGAAUAUAAAAUAAUAAUAUUAAUAAAUUUAUUAUCAUUUUUUUUUUUAAACUUAAAAGAAUAUAGUAAUUUUAAUUAAAGUGCCAUAGGCGACUUUUGAUCAAAAAGAAGAAACAAAAAGAAAAAAAAACUUAAUAAAUAGAUUCAUAUUUUUUAUAUUAAUACAAUUCAUAUUGCAUUUGUACUAACAAAGAAAAAAAAAAGUUGGCUUGCUCUAAUAUCAUCCCAAUGCGGUGUAAAAAAUACUGCAUUACAAAAAAAAAGGAAAACAAAAAAAAAAUACAACUUAAUACAUAAUAGAUUUUAUAUUAAAAUACAAACAUAAAUGUGCAUGUCUCGUUUUCAGAAUAGUUUUUUUUUAUAUACAUAAAUAUCAUAUGUGACAAAUUUAAUUUAAGCUUUUUAUACGGAAUUUUUUAUUAUUUUAUUUACGAAAAACAAAUGAAUAAAAAAAAAACACAAUAGGGAAAAUGAAACACAUACUAAAGGAAAAACAAAAAAGAAAA
Molecule: messenger RNA, 4958 nt
Organism: Episyrphus balteatus (marmalade hoverfly)
Lineage: Eukaryota; Metazoa; Arthropoda; Insecta; Diptera; Syrphidae
Gene: pico
Product: abnormal cell migration protein 10
Exons: 4
Coding region: 1264-4017 (917 amino acids)
Biological process (GO): signal transduction
Source: RefSeq, a predicted model, not a curated record